Sphaeroforma arctica JP610 is the source of this 222-nucleotide messenger RNA. RefSeq lists its product as hypothetical. The record is from RefSeq and is a predicted model, not a curated record. Lineage: Eukaryota; Ichthyosporea; Ichthyophonida. The transcript has a single exon. The annotation marks the transcript as partial.
AUGAGCGGGUCUUUGUACACGGCGGGCGGCAAGCGAAAAAGCUUCAACAACGAUGGCAGCCGUCGUCUAGCAGGCUCAGGCGGAGCUAACAACACGGGCAAAGAAGAGAAUAAAAAAGUUGAUAGCAAUCAGACGAAGCUAAAAUUCAAACCGGUGAAACCUCCUACAACUGGGAAUGACAACGUUGCUACUACUAAAAGCGUGGAUACCCCCGAUGGAAUU